Helianthus annuus (common sunflower) is the source of this 882-nucleotide messenger RNA. RefSeq lists its product as uncharacterized. The record is from RefSeq and is a predicted model, not a curated record. Bases 1 to 882 code for a protein of 293 amino acids. The transcript has a single exon. Lineage: Eukaryota; Viridiplantae; Streptophyta; Magnoliopsida; Asterales; Asteraceae. Gene Ontology annotation, molecular function: catalytic activity.
AUGCUGCAAGAUUCUAAAGCGUCCAAUGUGUCUCGUUCCGAUGUCGUUUCUUUCUGGGGUAAAAAUAGCUUCGGGUGGGAUUAUGUUGAUUCUGUGGGACUGUCGGGAGGUCUGAUUAGCAUAUGGGAUGAUAGUUUGUUUUGUCAGAUCGGUGGUUCCAAAAGCAGACAAUUCUUACAUGUUAAAGGGUCCGUGAAGGGCUGCGCUACUCCAGUUAACUUUCUUAAUGUGUACGCCCCGCAGGGGGUCCCGGCUAAAAAAGUCUUGUGGGAUGAGCUGAAAAUUAUUAUUGAAUCUAAUGAUGGGUUCUGGGUCAUUGCGGGAGAUUUUAACGCUGUUCGUUUCAGAGAAGAGAAGAGGAAUUGUUCUUUUAAGCAGUCUUGCGCUAAUAAUUUUAAUGAGUUUAUUUUUGAGACGGGUUUGAUUGAAUAUAACAUGAGCAAUAGACGGUUCACUUUUUGUUCUGAAAAUGGCAGUAAGUUGAGUAAACUUGACCGUUUCCUUGUCAACUCAGAUUUUUUCAAUGCUUGGCCAGCGGCUUGUUGUCGGGUUCUUCCUAGACGGUGGUCUGACCAUAACCCUAUUAUCCUCUCAUGUAUUCCAAAAAAUUUCGGUCCUCGUCCUUUCCGUAUCUUCAAUUCUUGGUUUGGAAAGUCGGGUUUUGCCGACACAGUGCUUAAAGCUAACCAAGAGUUUGCUUCGGAUGUUGUCAGCCCCGAUUUGUUCUUCUUGAGCAAAUUGAGGUUCAUAAGGGAUCGCAUUAGAGGGUGGAAAGACGACAUGGUUCGCAAGGAAGGAGAGGAUUUGGAGACCGCUAAAAGUGAAUAUGAAGCUCUCGAAGCUAUUCUUGAUUCUAGAGAAUUUUCUGAAGAGGAGGAGUGA